GCGGCUUCCGGCCGGGACUCUGACAGGGUUCUGAGGGUCCCCUCGCACUUGCCGUUUCGAGCUGCGGGUUCUCGCAGGACCUGAGCCCCCCGGCCGCCCCGGGGAGGGUCUCACGCGGCUGUCCAGCCUCCCCUUCGCCCUUGUCCCACCGGGCCCAGGAGCGCUCGGCCGCCCCGCCAUGGCCCAGAAGCCGAAGGUGGACCCCCACGUCGGGCGGCUGGGAUACCUGCAGGCGCUCGUCACGGAGUUCCAGGAGACCGCGAGCCGAGACGCCAAGGAGCAAGUCCUCGCCAACCUGGCCAACUUCGCCUAUGACCCCAGCAACUUCCAGUACCUGCGGCAGCUUCAGGUCCUGGAUUUGUUCCUGGAUUCGCUCUCGGAGGAGAACGAGACCCUGGUGGAGUUCGCUAUGGAUGCCUCCAACAGACAGGGUGGAGCCAAGCCAAAGCCAGGAGCCUGAAUUUGAACCCGAGUCUCCCCCAUGUAUGUGGCAGAACCAUCACCCAUGGAACAUGUUAGCAGGAGCUGAAUCAGAAGUGGGACGCAGGCACCCCAGGUGGCACCUUUGCGGCUGCACCUACGCCUGCCCUGGAGCCGGGACCUUCCUGCAGUCAUCCAGGCCAGUGCUUUCUCAGUCACCCCACCCGGGGGACACAGUGGGUGGACCCAGGCUCAGGCUCCACCCUCGCCUCCACCACAUCCCUGAGCUAGUUCUGGUGGGGAGUCGGGAAGUCGUCAUCCCUGCUGUGAGUGGCACCGCCCACGGUCAGGGUCAGGCACUGCCACCGGAGGUGGCACUGGUGAGGUGAGAGCUGCCUCUGGAUGCUGGCGAGGAAAAGAUGCAGAGCUGGAGUCUCAGGAAACACUCACGGGGUGAAUGAGAAUUCUGAGCUCAAGCCCCAGUGAAAACACUGGCAGCCCUUGGUGCUGAUUUGGGGAUGUUUGCUCAAAGCACCAGUGUCAUACACCUGUGCCAUCCCAGAUGCCAUACAGGGCUAUAGAGGGACCAGGAGAGAGUUUCUGCUCCCGCGAAAACUGGCUGAAUCCUCGAAUGUCAUAGUUAUGGCAGGGUUACUAAACAGGGUUCAGGGACCAGUGCUGUUGGGCAGUGGGUUAAGCCGCCACUUGGAAGUGAUGCUGGCAUCUCAUAUGAGUGCCAGUUCAAGUCCCGGCUCCUGUUUCUGAUCCAGCUUCCUGCUAAUGUGCUUGGGAAGGAAGCUCAGGAUGGCCUAAGUGCUUGAGCCCCUGUCACCCAUGUGGAAGACCCGGAUGGAAUUCCUGGAUCCUGGCUUUGGCUUGGUCCAGACCUGGCUGUUGUAACCAUUUGGGGCAUGAACCAGCAGAUGAAGAUCUCUCUCUCUCUCUCUCUCUCUCUCUGCCUCUCUCUUUCUUUCCUUUUCACUCUCACUCUUUGAAAUAAAAAUAAAUAAUGGAUUCAAGUAAGUGAAUUAAGGUUAAAUUGCUUUCCUAUAUUCUACUUCCUGCAAUACAUGUGGCUGCCACAAGAUGGUGGUGGUGCUCAGGUAAAGGCUGGCAAGUGGCGCCUGUGCCUGCUGUCUGGUAAAUACUGUGUAGUAAAGUGGAAGAUAGGGACCCUCUAGGACCCGGCAGUUUCCUUCACAGGGUCAGGCACAUGCACAUCCAGACACGUGUACAGAAAUGCCACUAGCGGGGGCUGGCGUGGAUUGAGCCACGGCCUGCGGUGCUGGCAUCCCAUAUGGAUGCUGGUUUGAGUACCAGCUGCUCCACUUCUGAUCAGCUCCCUGCUAAUGUGCCUAAGAAGGUGGCAGAAGACGGCAAGUCCCUGGGCCCCUGCAUGGGAGACAUGGAGGAGGCUCCUGGCUCCCAUCUUCAGCCUGGCGUAGUCCUGGUCAUUGCGACCAUUUGGGGAUUGGACCAGUGGAUGGAGGAUUGAUCUCUCUCUCUCUCUCCCCCUCUAUUUCUCUCUCCUCUCUCCAGAACUCUGCCUUUCAAAUAAAUGAAUAAAUCUUUGGGAAAAGGGGGAAAAGACGCUACCUCCAGCAGCAUCUGUAAUAAUCGUAAACUGAAAAAAAUCAGUAAUAGAGUGGAUACCAGCAUCCUGAGAUACUUAACUCCGUUUAGCAGUGAGCGUGAAACCUAAAGCUUCGUGCAGGAUCUCACACACCAGGUCAGGCAGAUGAUGCCAGACACAGUGGUGACUCCUGUGAUAGGACCACGCUCUGGGGGAGGGGGAGUUCUCUGAGAGGGACAUGCAGCAUUUAAGGAUCACCUCGGGGCUGGUACCCUCGCCCUGACCGUGCCAGCACUUCUGUGUGUGUGGGUGCAGGUGUGGUCCUGUGCCAGAAACAGGUGCAUGCUUGCUCCCCACACACUCUGCCUGCCAGGUGCCCUAGUCACAGUGUCCAGAAGCAGAGGCUUAGAGAAACUGAGUCACCGUGGUCCCCUAGGCCCUCCAUGGGACUGCACUUACAGCUGCCCAGCCCAAGGCCCUGGUUCCAUCCCUGACCUUCUGCCCAAAAAGAAAUUCCCAGCCUUCCACUUGUGGCAGGGUCCCCCACACAGGAGGGGCUGAUUUGGAGCUUCUCCCUCCUCUGCUGUGUCCCGGGCUGUCUCCAGCUCCCUCAGCAGCUCAGAAGCCUGGCUCAAGCUGUACCCCUGAGCCAGGGCAGCCCCGGCCUGCCUUCCCCUAACUUCCAGAGACCAGUUCCCCUCUCUGUAGUGCUGGCUCAAGCAGGGCGUGUGUGUGUAUGUGUGUGUGUGUGAAUAAUUUAUGUAAAUACACGAUUGCUUCAGGUGGUACCAAAUUCAAAAGGGUGCAGAGUGAGCCGGCGCCGCGGCUCACUAGGCUAAUCCUCUGCCUUGCAGAGCCUGCACACUGGGUUCUAGUCCCGGUCGGGGCGCCGGAUUCUGUCCCGGUCGCCCCUCUUCCAGGCCAGCUCUCUGCUGUGGCCCGGGAGUGCAGUGGAGGAUGGCCCAAGUG
Molecule: messenger RNA, 2962 nt
Organism: Lepus europaeus (European hare)
Lineage: Eukaryota; Metazoa; Chordata; Mammalia; Lagomorpha; Leporidae
Gene: ARMC7
Product: armadillo repeat containing 7
Exons: 3
Coding region: 179-460 (93 amino acids)
Molecular function (GO): protein binding
Source: RefSeq, a predicted model, not a curated record